This is a messenger RNA of Naegleria lovaniensis, 774 nucleotides long. RefSeq lists its product as uncharacterized. Gene Ontology annotation, molecular function: metalloendopeptidase activity. Lineage: Eukaryota; Heterolobosea; Eutetramitea; Acrasida; Naegleriidae. Gene Ontology annotation, biological process: mitochondrial proton-transporting ATP synthase complex assembly; mitochondrial protein processing. Bases 1 to 774 code for a protein of 257 amino acids. The record is from RefSeq and is a predicted model, not a curated record. Gene Ontology annotation, cellular component: extrinsic component of mitochondrial inner membrane. The transcript is spliced from 4 exons.
AUGAAUCGAGAACAAUCACCUUCGGAAGGUUUUUCAUCAUCAAGCCUAAACACAUCAUCGGAAUCGGAACAACAUAAUGAAGUAACUGGAUCAUCCAAUCAACAACACGAACCAUUAGAACAAUUACCUUUGAUGAGUGCUGCUCCUUCUAAUGUGUUUAACUAUUACAGGAGCAUUGAAAAAUGUCGGAGAGAUGCCAUUGAAAUUUUGACGGAGAGCAAAGUCAAUUUCCUGCUCAAAGAAAUUACAAACACAAAUAGACGAGUACACAUUCGAAAAGGCCUCGAUUUUAGGUUUUGCACUACAGAUCCAGAGCAUCCAUCAGCAUUGCGUGAAAUCCCAAUUGGUGGAUAUUUUAAUCCAAUCCAAGAAAAUAUCACUAUUUGUUGUGAUCGAAUGGCAAAUCCAGGAGCACUAAAAGAAACAAUGAGUCAUGAAAUGCUUCAUGUGUAUGACAUGGCUCGAUUUGGAGACUUGAGUGAUUGCAAUUUGAGAGCUUGUGCUGAAAUUAGAGCCUAUAAUUUAACAGGAACAUGUGACAAUGCUCACAAACAAUCUCAAUACAAUUAUUCUCGAGAAGAAUGUGCUCGUAUUCAUGCUCUUUUGAGCACAGCUCCUAUGUGUGGCCCUAUUCAAGCUGAACAUUCAACAAAGACUGUGUUACCACAUUGCUUCAACGAUCAUACUCCAUUCGAUCCAAAAUCGCAACCAGUGAACAUUGAGAAAAUUUCAAGUAAGGGAGUGUUUAAACGAACUUCAAGAUAUGAUUUUUGA